AGUUAUAUGUGUAUAAGUUAUAAAUAUUGUAAAUAAAAUGAAUUCAUUUAUGUCAAUAUGUUUUCGGACAAAUUUAGUGAAAAAAUCAAACUUUUUGACAAAUACUGUAUUGAAUCGAUUGAAUAGCACUUUAAGUGAUAGUGGUUUUGGAUUUGAGUUAACGGCAGAACAAAAAUCAUUACAAGAAUUGGCUCAAAAGUUUGCCAGAGAGGAGAUCAUACCUAAAGCCUCUCAUUACGACAAAACGGGUGACUUUCCCUGGGAUGUCGUCAAAAAAGCACAAGAAGUUGGUCUCAGAAAUCUAGGAGUUCCUCAUGAGUAUGGAGGAGGAGGACUAUCAUUAUUUGAUACAUGUCUUAUUGGCGAAGAAUUAAGCUAUGGUUGCACUGGUAUUCAAUCUGCUAUUUCAUCGACUGGUUUAGCUCAGGCACCGGUCAUAAUGUUCGGUAAUUCCGAACAAAAGAAAGAAUAUUUGGGUCGUAUGACUGGUUCAGAUGUUUUAUGUGCUGCCUAUUGUACUACCGAACCGGGAGCCGGCAGUGAUGUGGCCGGUAUUCAGACCAAAGCUAUCAAAAACAAAGAUGGAGAUUACGUGUUAAGCGGACAGAAAAUGUGGAUCACUAAUGGAGGAGUGGCCAACUGGUACUUUGUAUUGGCCCGUACUAAUCCUGACCCGAAAGCUCCAGCGGGAAAAGCAUUUACUGGAUUUAUAGUAGAAGCCAAUAGUCCUGGUGUAGUUCCCGGCCGUAAGGAAAUAAUGAUGGGUCAGAGAGCUUCCGAUACGAGAGGUGUUAGCUUUGAGAAUGUGGUGGUUCCUAAAAAUAACAUAAUUGGUUCGGAAGGAAUGGGAUUCAGAGUUGCUAUGGGGGCUUUUGACUUAACACGAGCACCGGUUGGUUGUGGUGCUGUUGGGUUAGCACAGAGAGCUUUUGACGAGUCUACUAAAUGGAGUUUCGAGAGACACACUUUUGGAGUACCUAUUCAUCAGCAUCAAGCCGUCCAAUUCAUAUUAGCCGAUAUGGCUAUCGGUAUUGAGACGGCUCGAUUGGCUGUCCAGCGGGCCUGUUGGGAGUACGAUAACGGUAGACCCAAUACUUAUUGGGCAUCGAUAGCCAAAUGUUGGGGCGCCGAUGUGGCCAAUAAAACAGCUACUGAUGCCGUACAGAUUUUUGGUGGCGCGGGUUUUAACAGUGAAUAUCCCGUCGAAAAACUAAUGAGAGACGCGAAGAUUUAUCAGAUUUAUGAGGGAACCGCUCAAAUACAACGAGUUAUAAUUGCACGCGAAAUGCUAUCGGAGGCCAAAAAGACUAUUUAAUUUAUUAAUCAAUUUGUUUGAAUGUAUAAUACAAUGAUUUAUAUUGUCUACAAAAUAUAUAUUUUAAAUAACGUUAAAGUUUUUAUUACAAUAAUUAAUAUAAUAGUAUGUUUAUUUGUAACGCAUUAAGUGUUUUUAAGCAAAAAAAAGUCAAUUUGUUACCAGGUUUUAUCACAUAUCUUAACGAUACCAUUGUUACCAUUGUUAGCACCAGUUAUCUUAAAUAGUUUUGUUGUCAAUACUUUUUUCAAUAUAUUGAUAAACAGCUUAUAUGAUAACUAAUACUUAAAGGAUCUCAAAAAAAUAGUAACACAUUAGGAAUUUGUAUAUUAAAUAGUAAAAUAUCUAUAUAUCGUCUUUCAAUUUAUUUAACAUAAAUAAAUUAGCUAUUUUCACAAAUAUAAAUAAAUUUUAUUUUAAACAAGCAGAUUUUAUGUUUAUUGAAUAUUCUUAUUUUUAAAAUGAAAAUCUUAAUAAUUUUAAAUAUAUUGAUAAUAUUAGUUGAGUUAUCUAUUUGUCAAUAUUCAAGAUUUGACAAUUGUGGUCAACUAAAAGAUCCAACAAAAGUACCAAAAGAUGUUAAAGAAUAUAAAUGGUUGACAUUAAUUAAACACGAGUCCAGUACAAGACACUGUAUCGGAAGUAUUAUAGACGAUAAAUGGAUAUUAACAGCGGCCAGUUGUCUGCCCAAACAUAAUGAACCAUAUAAUUACAAAGUGACAACACCCAAUCUACCCAAUCAACAAUUAUCUGUCGAUAAAAUAGUGAAAAAUCCAAAAUACAAUCCAACAUUAGGUGCCGGCUAUGACUUGGCUUUAGUCAAACUGAGAAAUAGUUUGCAAUUAAAACAAAACAAUGAAUUGAAACCAAUUUGUUUGGCUGAAGAAGAUUUGAAACUAAAAAUGACUGACGAAUCAGUUUGUUAUAUAUUAAGUUAUGAAUACAAAAAUGAAAACAUUGACACAACACCUAUAUUUACACCACAAUUAAAAUUUAAAUAUAAUAAAGAUAUUGAUUGUAAACAACAAAUAAUAGCAAUGUUUUACACCGAUAAUUAUAAUGAUAAGUAUAUGUUAUGCGGACAAAUCCAAUCACUGGACACCACCAAAACUAUAUUACCUGCGGCACCGUAUGGUAAUAACGGAGCACCCAUUGUGUGUGAAAAUAAUGGUAAACUUUAUUUGAUGGCAAUAACAUCGUGGGGUUGGACUGAGAAACAACAAAAAGAUAUAUAUAAAAAUCAACUCAAAUGUGACGCCUAUACUAAACUGUUUGAUAAAACUUAUAUCAAUUGGAUUAUUAAAACAUUAAAUGUUUUAGAAGAUUAACUCAAA
Molecule: messenger RNA, 2649 nt
Organism: Oppia nitens
Lineage: Eukaryota; Metazoa; Arthropoda; Arachnida; Sarcoptiformes; Oppiidae
Product: medium-chain specific acyl-CoA dehydrogenase, mitochondrial-like
Exons: 3
Coding region: 38-1315 (425 amino acids)
Biological process (GO): medium-chain fatty acid catabolic process; fatty acid beta-oxidation
Cellular component (GO): mitochondrion
Molecular function (GO): medium-chain fatty acyl-CoA dehydrogenase activity; flavin adenine dinucleotide binding
Source: RefSeq, a predicted model, not a curated record